GCAGCAGCUCGGUAGUAGCUGCUAGGCUAGCUGCUUCACUUAAUCUGUCAACCAGCAGCUCAAAGCGGACACACACAGCUGGGCUCUGCACUCUCCUUUCACAGCUGAAGAAGACCCUCUGAUGUGAUUUCAACUUGGCGCUUUUAAUCAAGGACAGACCGUGCUGCCACAGAAGAUAUGCUGUCACCGUGCUCCUGAGAGAAGAAUGACAUUUGUCUCAUUUUAAUUCCUGGAGCUGCUUCGGGCAGAGUUGAGGCUUGAUUAAAAAGCCUGCUGCUCUCAGCCGAGUUGGUCUUUUUCUUAGCCUGUUUCUUUGCUCUGCCGCAGCCUAGCAUGCAAACUGUUAUGGCACUGGAGGCCAACUGAGUUAAGAGGAACUCUAUGGCAGUACUGGAGGAUUAAACACUGCCGUGGGAGUGGGGACUGGUUCACAAGAGCAGGCCCACAGUAACACACAUCAUGCUGCAGGGACACUAGGUUCCCUGUUUGAGCCCCCUCUGUGUGGUGCUUGUUUUUUUCUUUUUCUUUUCCUGCAAUCUCAUUGAUUUGGAUGGUUGAGCACAAGGGCUACUUUGAAGAAGCCCACCGGUGGCUGUGGUUUGGCCAAAGCUGACAGACCGACUGCCAGCUAUUGCUGAUUUAGUACCCCUGUCCACUGCUACCCCUGCUGCCCCCUGUGCUGUGGUCUCCAGUAUGGUGAGUGGAAGCUGUAGCUGUAGGCAUCGCAGAUGUGGAGCUGAGCCAUUGAUACCAGCGUAGCUGCUUACUUUUCUUAUUUUUUGCUCUGUGGAUGGUUGCCUUCCAUUUUUCAAGGACCUUUUUUGUUUGUGUGUGUUGAAAAAAAAAGAGACCACAGCCAAGGUCAUUUUCUUAAAUUUAAACUCCGGAAAGAAGAUUGCUCCAGAGGAGGAUGAAGCUGAGGAAACAGGUGACAGUGUGUGGAGGGGCCAUAUUCUGUGUGGCUGUAUUCUCACUGUAUCUGAUGUUGGAUCGAGUCCAACAUGACCCUGCAAGGCGACAGAAUGGCGGGAACUUUCCACGGAGCCAAAUCUCAGUCCUGCAGAACCGGAUAGAGCAGCUGGAGCAGCUCCUGGAGGAGAACCACCAAAUCAUCAGCCACAUAAAGGACUCUGUGAUGGAGCUCACAGACACAGGAGCUGUGUCUCCCAGUGGCCACCUGCCCUUCAGGAGUGCCAAUGGUUCCUGGGUCCUACCCUUCGAUGGCCGCCCCACUUUCCUUGCUGUCAAGCCCCAGGACUGCCAGUUUGCAUUAGGCAGCCGUGAUCAAGCAGACGUUCAGAUGGUGGAUGUGUACUCCCUCCUGAAGUUUGACAACCCUGAUGGCGGUGUGUGGAAACAGGGCUUCGAAAUAACUUAUGACCCUGAAGAGUGGGACACUGAACCACUGCAAGUAUUUGUGGUCCCCCACUCCCACAAUGAUCCAGGUUGGAUCAAGACCUUUGACAAGUACUUCACAGACCAGACACAACACAUUUUAAACAACAUGGUGGUGAAGCUGGCUGAGGAUCCGCGCAGGAAGUUCAUCUGGUCUGAGAUUUCAUUCUUCUCCAAGUGGUGGGAGACUGCAGACAUACACAAGCAGGAGGCUGUGCGCAAACUGAUCCUUGGAGGACAACUAGAGAUUGUGACAGGAGGCUGGGUGAUGACAGAUGAAGCCAACGUUCACUACUUCGCUAUGAUAGACCAACUCAUUGAAGGACAUCAGUGGCUAGAGAGAAAUCUAGGUAUAACUCCUCGCAGUGGGUGGGCGGUAGACCCUUUUGGUCACAGUGCCACAAUGCCCUAUCUGCUGAAGAAGGCCAACCUGACCAGCAUGCUCAUCCAGAGGGUCCACUACUCCAUCAAAAAACACUUUGCCUCCACCCGCAGCCUGGAGUUUAUGUGGAGGCAGGCUUGGGAUUCCAGCUCAAGCUCAGACAUAUUUUGCCACAUGAUGCCAUUCUACAGCUAUGAUGUGCCUCACACCUGCGGGCCUGACCCAAAGGUCUGCUGCCAAUUUGACUUCAAGAGAUUACCUGGGGGUCGGAUAAACUGCCCGUGGAAAGUCCCACCGAAAACUGUGGUGGAGGCGAAUGUAGCUGAGAGGGCAAACCUGCUCCUGGAUCAGUACCGUAAAAAGUCCAAAUUGUACCGCAGCAAGGUCCUUCUUGUCCCUCUGGGGGACGACUUCCGCUAUGACAAGGCCCUGGAGUGGGAUCAGCAGUACGUUAACUACCAGAAAAUGUUUGACUACAUGAAUUCUCACCCGGAGUUACAUGUACAGGCACAGUUUGGGACUCUCUCAGACUACUUCAAUGCAGUAUACAAAGCACAUGGAGUGGCCCAGGGAGUCAGACCUGCAGAAUUCCCAGUGCUGAGUGGAGAUUUCUUUGCCUAUGCAGACCGCGAAGACCACUACUGGACUGGCUAUUUCACAUCUCGGCCCUUUUACAAGAGCCUGGAUCGUGUUAUCGAGUCACACCUCAGGGGGGCAGAGAUCCUCUACAGCCUGGCAGUAGCCAAUGCUCGACAUGCAGGCAUGGAAGGACGCUACCCAGUCUCAGAUUAUGCCCUGCUUGUAGAUGCAAGGCGCUCUGUUGCCCUCUUCCAGCAUCAUGAUGCUAUCACUGGCACAGCGAAGGAGAAUGUUGUCAUUGACUAUGGCACCAGAUUACUGCGUUCACUCAUCGGUCUGAAGAGAGUAAUCAUCAAUGCUGCUCAUUUCCUGGUGAUGAAGAACAAAGAGUUUUAUCGUUUCUACCAGACCGAGCCUUUCCUGGAGACGGAUGACAGGCGAGCUACUCAAGACACCCUGCCUCAGCGCACUUUAAUCGAGCUGGACCCAGCAGGGCCGAGGUACCUAGUACUGUUCAAUCCCAUUGAGCAGGAACGACUGUGUGUGGUGACUGUGUUGGUGAAUACGGUCAAGGUGAGGGUGCUCACUGAGGAUGGACAGACCCUCCCUGUGCAGCUGAGUGCUCAGUGGAGCUCUGCAAGUCAAAUGAGUGCAGAAGUAUUUGAGGCGACAUUCAUGGUGCGUCUGCCACCUGUGGGUCUAGCUGUGUUCCAUCUUUAUGACUCUCCUGAUUCGCCCAUGACGCUCCGCUCCGACACUCUUCUCAGGCUGUCUGGACGGUCCGCCACCGCCCGGGCCGUGGACCCACUGCCUGUCCGCUCUCAGCAGGCAGACCCUCAGACCUUCUACAUCAGCAGCCAGUCUCUCACACUGGGCUUCUCUGGCACUACUGGCCUGCUGGAGAGUAUCAAGCGCAAGGAUGAUCCUCAAGAAGUGAAGGUUCAGAUGCAGUUUGUGGUUUAUGGCACUCGUCCCUCGAAAGACAAAAGCGGGGCUUACCUCUUCUUACCCGACGGCAAGGCAAAGCCCUACAACCAGAAAGAGCCACCUGUGGUGCGUGUUGUUGAGGGCCCUCUCUUCUCUGAGGUGGUGGCACACUACCAGCAUUUUCAGCAGGCCAUUCGUAUACACAAUGUGCCAGGUGUGGAUGGCUUGUCUGUAGACAUCAGCACCAUGGUGGACAUCAGAGAUCAGACUAAUAAGGAGCUGGCAAUGCGACUGGUUACUGACAUCCAGAGUGGAGACGUCUUCUACACAGACCUGAACGGCUUCCAGAUGCAGCCUCGUCGCCACUACCUAAAGCUCCCUUUGCAGGCCAACUUCUAUCCCAUGCCCAGCCAGGCGUACAUCCAGGACAGCAAUCACCGCCUCACACUCCACACAGCUCAGUCUCUGGGUGUCAGCAGCCUGGAGAGCGGCCAGCUGGAAGUGAUUAUGGACCGGCGACUGAUGCAGGAUGAUAAUCGCGGGCUGGGUCAGGGCCUGAAGGACAACAAGAAGACAGCCAACCGCUUCAGACUGCUGCUGGAGAGGAGAUCCAUGGGCAACAAGAUGAUGGACAGUGCAACAACUAGCUUCCCGUCGAUACUGAGUCACAUGACAAACGCCGUCCUGAACCACGAAGUCUUGGCGCUGCCCGUCCUGCCAAAAAGGCGCGGCAUCCCUCCUCUGCAAACCUUUGCCCCCCUCAAGUCCAUCCUUCCUUGCGACUUCCGCCUGGUAAACCUGCGCAGCAUCCAGAACCAGCAGGACCCCCACACUCCGUCUUCAUACACAGCAUUAAUCCUGCACCGCCUUGGGCUGGACUGUGGUCUGGAGGCUCAGAACCUUGGCUUCAACUGCACCACCACACAAGGACAGCUGAGUGUAUCAGGAGUUUUCAAGAACCUGGACCUGCAGCUGCUCCAGCCCAUGUCUCUCACUCUGAUGCACGCUGGCACACCCCUCUCCAACGACUCCACCAUCAGCCUGGAUCCCAUGGAGAUCUCCGCCUUCAAGCUCAAACUGCGCUAAGAGCCAUCCUGACUUUAAAAAAAAAAAAAGGCAAUAAGAACCCACCAUUCUCCUUGGACCAAGAACCAGACCUACGCUGGCCACAGGCUGGCACAGAGGGGUCCGAGGGAUCUUUCUGUUUUGUCAAGCGUACAUGCAGAACCACAAACACUAUAGCCUCGGAGAGGAAGGGUCCACUGUAACAGGAUGGACUGCACAGCAGGGGGCAGGCAAUAGCUGUUACCGUGGACGACUCCGACAGAGCAGCAAACCCGGGUGAACUCGCAGCUGUUCCAAAACAACAAAGACUGCCACGAUCAUCAGAUACAAACCGGGUGUCUGUUUACUCUGCCAUGGAAAAAUUAAAUCUCAUUUAGUUCUGCUUUGUAAGAACUUUUUCUAUCUUUGCUCCAUCCUGGACUGAACUACUGAAUGUAAAUAUCCCAUAUGAUGGGGAGGGGAGCGGCCAGGGACUCGUGCCACAUCAGAGUGCAAUUUAAAGAGCUUUAUUUGAUGUAUGGGUUUUUAAUUUUCUAUGUACGCAGUGAAGAAGACACACAUCACAGCGAUUUUUUUUGUUUUUUGUUUUUGUACCUAUCAAUGUAAAAAUGACUGCACUUAAUUGUUUUGUUUUUUUCUGACAGACUCGAAUGCAGCACAGUGAAUGUGCAGUCUCUUCAUCUCAACUCCUUUGGAGACCCGAGCUGUGGCUUUAUAAGCUAUCGAAUCUCUGAGUCAAAGAGUCCCAUGUCGGUCACUGCGUGAUAACAAUGUGAUCAUAAAUCAUAUCGGAUGACUGUUUAUCCUCUGUCCACCUUUUUUGCUUGUAGAUAGUCUGAAUACUUUCUUUUCCUCCCAUCUUUUUAUGCUCCCCCUCCUCCUCCCCCCCCGAGAGCUUCCGCUUUGCUGAUGAGAACACUGUGGAGGGUCUGCAUUUCAAAGCCCCUGUCCAUCAUUCCUGUGCUUGAACUUCACUGCUGAGAGGGCAUUUUUGUUGCUGUACGCAGUAGAAGGUUAGAUGAAGACUAUACCUCAUAUAUACCAUGUGGCAGAUAUAUUGGUAUGUGUGUGUUUGUAGAGUAUGUUGAUGUGAAUACUAGAAAGGGUUUUUUUUUUUUUUUUUUUUUAAUUGUUAAGGGUGUAUCAAGGUUUCAUUGUACACUAUCAGGGACCAUUCAUAGUACUGUUAGGUGUUAUUCGAUCAGUCUGGGUGUUGGUGUCGAACCGUGGGUCUUAUCAUUGCACAAAUAAGGGGUUUCCCAUUAAAGAUCAGAAGGUAAAGGGUCAUUUCACACAAAUUACAAAAGUAUAGUGUAAUGUGGACAUGAAGAUAGUUUUGAGAUCUAUCCAGGGCUCCAGUUUGGGAUUAUUUUCAGUAUUGAUUCACUGUUAAAUUCAUACAAUGUUGAAAAAUUACUGGAGCUCAAGGUGCUGUCUUUUGUUUGCUAUAAAUAAAAAAAAUCAGAACUCAAAGAUAUUUGAUUCAUAAAGAGAUGAAACUGAAAAGUAGAACAUGCUCACAUUUGAAAAAUGAUCGACCACAAAUCAAAUGACUGCUCAUCAAAAUAGUUAAUUUUCUGUCAGCUGACUUUAAUUAGGACUGUCACUAACAGUUAUUUUCAUCAUUGGUUAAUCUGUCAGUUAUUGUCUUGAUUAAUCAACUCGGCUUUAAAAUAUGAAUUGAAGUUUGGGUGAACUGACCCUUUUUAAAAAACAAACCAAAAAAAAAAAAACUGAGCUGGCUCAAACCAUACACAGAAAUCCUCAACACACACCCACACACACACAAAAAGGUUUCUUCAAAUGAGCUGCAGUUCUUCUCCGCAGUGCUUCUUAUCUCGUGGCACUCAGCCUUCUCUGGUGCAUAUCUGCCUUCACACAGCUGUGGAGGAUGUUGUCAUCUGUGUCCGACACCGAGGCCGGACAUCUCACAGCCCACCUGUGACACACUUUGUACUGCCCCACUGUGUCAUUAUUCAUCUUCCACAUGAGGUCUACUGCCCCGUUGCACUCCUCCUCUGGCCUGAUGUCUGGUCUGCCAUCGCUCAACACUUUCUGUUCUCUCUCUCUCACCUCCAGCUGUUCUAAAGACCAGACUUCACUGCAUCUUGAAUUGCACUUUUUCCACUUGUCUUGUUAUAACCUUCACACCUUCUCUUCCUGCUGUCUUUGUUGUGCGUCUGAAUUCUCUGUAUUAUUGUCUCUUUUUUUUUUUCUUUUGUGUGAUAUCUGAUGUAGCUCUGUUUUUUCCCCCCGUUUGUUCAGAGGUAAUAUAUG
Messenger RNA from Scomber japonicus (chub mackerel), 6625 nucleotides. RefSeq names its product mannosidase, alpha, class 2A, member 2 (gene man2a2). The coding region runs from base 911 to 4369 and encodes 1152 amino acids. Gene Ontology annotation, cellular component: Golgi membrane. NCBI's taxonomy places the organism in Eukaryota, Metazoa, Chordata, Actinopteri, Scombriformes, Scombridae. Gene Ontology annotation, molecular function: alpha-mannosidase activity; carbohydrate binding. The record is from RefSeq and is a predicted model, not a curated record. Gene Ontology annotation, biological process: protein deglycosylation; N-glycan processing; mannose metabolic process. The transcript is spliced from 23 exons.